CUAGAGCUUCUUUAAAUUUUUUGUUAACUUUCCUAGAAAAUAUUACAUUUCUGGUGGACGUUGUUUUUAAUUAGCGCGCAUGCCGAGAUGAAGUCCGGUCUCGAUAAUUCCUUCUUUUUGGCACUGAUAUCUAUUUUAUUUGGGACGGUCGUGGGAUAUUACAGCCAUUAUAAAUCGUUUGGUUCUGGAGAUACGAUAAUAACGGCCAGCUACAUGGGUGGCGGUUUUGUCGACGACUACCAUCGAUGGUUAAUUGAGUGCAAUGACGGAGAAGGCAUGAUCGGCAUCUAUGACACGAGCAAACAGUUUACCGGCAUCUCGCAGGUCUGGUGCUACUUUCUCUUUCCCAAGAAACCUCCAUCGGCUGGGAUCUAUCCCUUUUAUCCCAGCUGUCACGUUCGGAAUUUCUCAUUGCACGAGUACUACUGCUACGAGAAGCUAUGGCCAGUGGAUACUUCUGACACAUUUGUCACCGGACUGUACUCACCGACGAUCUACGAUCCCGUCAAUCCCAAUUUGAUGAAAUGCUGCAAAACACCGCCAGGAUACCGGCUCGACUAUACGCGCUGCCAGUGGAAGUACACCCACGAUAAAGCCGGUGAACACUACGACGGAUACUGGGUGACCAAGUGCGAUACCAACUUUGUUAUGACCGGCAUGGGCAUGGGAAUGAAUCCUUGGGAAAACCAACUGCACUACACAUUUAUUCAAUGUUGUCCGGUGAUACAUGAUGGGCGCGUUGUGGAUAUGUCGCGGCAACUCCUGUGAUUUUUCACCGGAUAAAAGAAUAUUUCCACUGGCUUCCCGUUUUUUUUUGUUGCGUUUUUUGAGAAAUCGUGGUUGUGUUGUAACGCAAAAUAAAAAAUUUAAGGCAAUUGUUGACCCUUUAAAAAUUGCCCUGUGUGCGUUGUUGCGAUCUGUCCAAAGAAGCGCUCGACGAUUGUAUCAUUCUUGAUAAUUAGCCAAAGAUGACUGAUGUGAAUUAAG
Messenger RNA from Paramacrobiotus metropolitanus, 987 nucleotides. RefSeq lists its product as uncharacterized. The record is from RefSeq and is a predicted model, not a curated record. Lineage: Eukaryota; Metazoa; Tardigrada; Eutardigrada; Parachela; Macrobiotidae. The transcript has 9 exons. Bases 88 to 768 code for a protein of 226 amino acids.